Molecule: messenger RNA, 1217 nt
Organism: Trichomycterus rosablanca
Lineage: Eukaryota; Metazoa; Chordata; Actinopteri; Siluriformes; Trichomycteridae
Gene: stx18
Product: syntaxin 18
Exons: 11
Coding region: 34-1029 (331 amino acids)
Biological process (GO): intracellular protein transport; retrograde vesicle-mediated transport, Golgi to endoplasmic reticulum
Cellular component (GO): membrane; endoplasmic reticulum; SNARE complex
Molecular function (GO): SNAP receptor activity
Source: RefSeq, a predicted model, not a curated record
ACGUGUAAGUGUGUUUGUUUAUUAGCCUCAGUCAUGGCGGUGGAUAUUACUGCUCUCUAUAAAGCAAGUGUGAGGACAGUAAAGACGCGAAAUAAAGCUCUGGGACUCGGACUCAGUUCCGCCUUAGGCGCCGCGGGAGCAGCGGAGAACCAGAGAGAAGAUCCGCUCCGCAGAACCAGAACCAAACUAAACAACUCCGGACUGUUUUCCACUAAAGCUAAAGAAGUGAUCUCCAACAUCACUAAGCUGAAGGAUUUUCUGCUGCAGCACAGGAAGGACUAUGUGAACGCUGGCAGUUUACUCUCAUCAGAUGUGAGUCGUAUGACGGACUGUGAGCGAGAUCAGAUUGAUCAGGAUGCUCAGAUCUUCAUGAGAACUUGCUCAGAUGCCAUCAGACAGCUAAGAACUGAGGCAGAAAAGUCAGUGAUCUCUGUGCAGGUGAAGGAACAUCGUGGGGCAGUACUGGACAUGAUUGAGGUUUAUCUUAAAGCUGUGUGUAAGCUGUACUCAGAGCAGAGAGCUAUCCGAGUGAAGAGAGUGGUGGAUAAAAAGAGAUUGUCUCGUUUAGAACCAGAACAGAAAAGCAAAGUGGAAAAAACUCAUAGUGAAGAUGCAGAGAAACAACAGGAGGAAAAUACAGAAAAGCUGGUGUGUGAUGGUGGUGUGGAUCUGUUUGAAGAUUCCAGAGUGGAGGAUGAGCUCUCAGCUGAAGAACUACAGAUGUUUGAACAGGAGAAUCAGAGGCUGGUGAGUGAGAUGAACAGUCUGGUGGAUGAAGUAAGACAGAUUGAAGGAAAGGUGGUAGAGAUUUCUCGGCUUCAGGAAAUCUUUGCUGAGAAAGUUCUGCAACAGGAAACUGAGAUUGACAACAUUCAUCAACUGGUUGUUGGUGCCACAGAGAACGUUAAAGAGGGAAAUGAGGACAUUCGAGAGGCAAUUAAAAAUAAUGCAGGGUUCCGGGUGUGGAUUCUUUUCUUUCUGGUCAUGUGCUCUUUCUCCCUUCUCUUCUUGGACUGGUAUGACAGCUAACAUCAGAAAAUACGUCAUCUGGAAACAUAAAAACAAAUUAACCACCUACGGAAGAAUCGAAAGUCUGAUAUGAAAGUGUGUGUGUGUGUGUGUGUGUGUGUGUGUAUAUAUAUAUAUAUAUAUAUAUGCCUGUGUUUUUUUUUUAUAUAAAAUCUAAACAAAUUAAUAAAAUUAUUUUAACAUUGUCA